AUGGGCAGCAUUACCUCGCUCUUGUCGCCCGAGUCCAUCUCCACCUUGCCCCAGCGAUUGCGGCUGGCCAGCAUCCAGCGGGACGAUUCCGAUGUGUGCCUCAAGGUCCUCCUGCAGCGAGCCUUCUAUCCACAGCGCCUGCUGUCGGGCGGCAUCACGCAGGAGGGCAUCAAUGUCAUCUACUUCAGCACCUUCAACACCGAUUUGCUGCUCGUAGACGAGGCGAAGCUGGACAGGGCGCUCACUCUGCUCAAGAAGACGCUGGCCGACUUCAAUUCGGGGGCCAAGCAGAAGCCCACUCCGCCCACCCGCGGCGAAAGCGGUCGACACCCGGUGUCCCCGCCCGGAUCGUCAGUCUCCAAACAGAUGCUCCUCUCGCCUCUCCCCAAGCAUCUCUCCCUCGCCUGCAUGGCCACCAGCAGCAUUCCCAGCUGCACACACCAGCUCCUGAAGGCUUUCUUAAGCAAAACGCCAUUCUUCUCCUUCACCGUUUCCGGCGACGAGCUGUCUCUCAUUCUGGACGACGAGCUCAUGGCCGACUUCCCGGAAGACGUGCUCGCCGUCCACUCGUCCCAGUGGAAGUCGGUCCAAGUCGAUUUCGGCUCUCUUGGCUUCACGGACAUGGGCGUGGUGAGUCUGCUGGCCGACAUUUUGGCACAGGAGGGCAUCAGCAUCUACUACCUAUCCACCUUCAGCACCGACUUUAUCCUCGUGGAGCAAACGAUCAGCGUGGUGAGCCGACGACUGGCCCAGAUGGAAAGGGCCAUGUGA
Messenger RNA from Acanthamoeba castellanii str. Neff, 771 nucleotides. Its product is annotated as GATSlike protein 1, putative. The transcript is spliced from 7 exons. The record is from RefSeq and is a predicted model, not a curated record. Lineage: Eukaryota; Discosea; Longamoebia; Acanthamoebidae. Bases 1 to 771 code for a protein of 256 amino acids. Gene Ontology annotation, biological process: cellular response to L-arginine; regulation of intracellular signal transduction. Gene Ontology annotation, cellular component: cytosol.